Molecule: messenger RNA, 261 nt
Organism: Prunus armeniaca (apricot)
Lineage: Eukaryota; Viridiplantae; Streptophyta; Magnoliopsida; Rosales; Rosaceae
Source: the annotation of a GenBank genome assembly
AUGGCGGAAGCAAUUGAAGAGAAGUUGGAAAGACGCGCUCGCAAUAAUUUGGAGGAAACAAAUGGUCAGAUGAUCGCAAGGUAUAUCACUAGGCUGAGAAGUUCUUUGCAUGAGAAAAUUAGGUUUAAGACUUUAUGGACAGUUCAUAAGGCACAGAACAUGGCAUUGAAGGCCGAAUUACUAGAGAAAGAAAAGCGUACUGGGUCGAGUGUUAGUGGUAUAAAAAAGAGAAGUUAUGAAUCCUCUGCUACAUCGAUGUAA